AUGCGGCUGGUUUCCGCAUUGGCAGUCCUGCUGGCUGCCGUUGUGCCCCUUGUGCAAUGUUCCCGAUUAACUCCUCCCGUGCUCCCUCUGAUUGUACGGAAUCCCUAUCUGAGUACGUGGCUGGCCAAUGCAAGAGAUGUGCCGUGGGACAAAUGGCCCAUGUUUUGGACUGGCCAGGAGGUUGGAUUGUCCGUCAUGGCCAGUAUCCCUGGGCAGAGGACGGUGUAUCCAUUGCUGGGAAGACCUCAAGAUUCACUGCGGAAGGAUGAUGAUAGUUAUAUCCUGUCCAACCCUAUAUACCAAGGCGCUCAGUACGAUGCGUCCACCACGAACCUGUCAUACUCCCUUCCUCUCCCUUCCUCAUACUCCUCCUCCAGCAAGCUGGAUAUCACCCUGUCCUUCCUCUCUCCUAUAACCCCUACAUCGACUGUUCGACAGUCCAUUCCCGCAAGUUAUAUUACCGUCCACGUCCACGGCAAUGUGCCUGUGGAUGUCUACCUGGAUCUCAAUGGCCUCUGGGUCAGUGGGGACCGAGGAAGCAAGAUCGUGUGGGCCCUUACUCAUACAGCGUUGGAUGGUAUGGACCCCGGAUUCAUAACAUGGGAGGUCAAAAGAGAAGUCGAACAGCUCUUCACCGAAUAUCAAGAUCGCUCGGAAUGGGGGACGCUGCACUUUUCCGGUCCGUCGAACGUCCGGCAUGAAGCGGGCACAUCGGCGCUAUUACGGCAGCGCUUCUCGAGGACCGGUACCCUUCAGGACUCUAUGGACAAUCGGUUCCGUUCCAUCAUGGAUGACGAACCAGUGUUUGCAUUUUCCAAAUCGUUUGCCAUGAAUGUCAGCACCAACUCGGUGCAUGAGGAAAGCGUUACGUUCACGGUGGCUCACAUCCAAGAUCCUGUUGUGCAGUUCGCGUCUGCCCGGGGCUUGACUCUCAUGCGACCGCUCUGGGAGUCGUACUUCCCAACCGUCAGCCACCUCCUCACCUUCCACUUUUUGGAUUUCCCACAGGCAAAGUUACUGGCAACGAACUACUCCGCCCAGCUUGCCGUUGAUGCGUACAAAUCUGGUUCGGAGGACUAUGUUGACAUUGUGGCCCUCUCUGCUCGGCAAGUGCUUGGAGCCACAAGCUUUUCAGGCACUCCGGAUGAUCCAAUCUUGUUCCUCAAAGAGAUCUCGUCCAACGGAAACUUCCAGACCAUUGAUGUUAUCUUCCCAGCAUUCCCGUUCUUCCUGUACUCAAACCCGCGGUGGCUUGGAUAUCUCCUUGAACCAUUGAUUGAGCACAUGCUUAGUGGGCAGUACCCGAACAAAUAUGCCAUGCACGAUCUGGGCACACAUUUCCCUAAUGCAACUGGUCAUCCACUAGGACGAGACGAGUACAUGCCCGUGGAGGAAUGUGGAAACAUUCUCAUCAUGGGCCUGGCACUGGCCAACUCUUUGAAGAACGGGGCGAACACCUCUGUUUCAUCCUCCUGGCAACCGAUGCACGCGCCAGACUCCAGUGAUAACAUUGCUCCUUUGGCAGUGGGACAGCAGGACGGAAUCAACUACAUCGAUGUACCUUGGGUUGGAGGAGCAGACAGUGUAGAUCGAGCCAAGAAAUGGGUUAGCAGAAGUUAUUCAUUGUGGAAACAGUGGACUAGUUACCUUGUGGAAUUCUCCUUGGAGCCUCACAACCAGUUGUCAACAGAUGACUUCGCUGGAUGGCUGGCCUUACAGACGAACCUUGCUCUCAAAGGGAUCAUUGGCAUCAAAGCUAUGGCCGGCCUUGCUGCCCUGGUCAACAAUGCCGAGGAUGUCAAGAUCUAUAACAACAUCUCGGAAGAAUUCAUUGCAAAGUGGGAAGAUUAUGGAAUCUCCCGGGACAAGACGCACGCAAAACUUGCAUAUGACUGGUACGGUUCAUGGACGACCACAUACAACCUCUUUGCAGACAGCUUGCUGUGCUUCCACUUGGGCGAAGAAGACUCUGCACAGAGAAGUACCAGCAUUGGUGGCCGGUACAAGGCUCAGAAUCCGCUGAAGGAUAUUGCUGGCGAUAAAGCGGGUUUUGUGCCGAAGCAUAUUUACCAGUUGCAGAGCGACUGGUAUUACUCGGUUCGGCAAAAGUAUGGACUCCCACUGGACUCAAGGCAUCUCUACACCAAGACGGAUUGGGAGUUCUUUGCUAUGGCCGUUGUUGCGCCCAAGGUAAGAGCCGAGAUCUUGCAGUCGGUUGCUAAAUGGGUCAACGAGACGGCCACCGACCGCCCAUUGACGGAUUUGCACAACACGGAGGGUCAAGGAGGUUUCCCUGGCCCCAGCUUCUUCGCACGACCUGUGGUAGGUGGUCAUUUUGCAUUUUUGGCACUAGGACAAGCCUGCAACGGCCGAGCCGCCGAUGGCUUGAAGUUUUUGGAUGAUAGUUUGGUGAAAGAGGUGGAUGUCCAGAGUGUAUUGGAUGCAGAACGAGCAGAGGCUGAAGCUGUCGUUCCGGAACUAUAG
Messenger RNA from Capronia coronata CBS 617.96, 2484 nucleotides. RefSeq lists its product as uncharacterized. The transcript has 2 exons. Bases 1 to 2484 code for a protein of 827 amino acids. The record is from RefSeq and is a predicted model, not a curated record. NCBI's taxonomy places the organism in Eukaryota, Fungi, Ascomycota, Eurotiomycetes, Chaetothyriales, Herpotrichiellaceae.